AUGGCUUUCGGCUUUGGAAGCAACGCGGGUGGUGCAGCAGGAGGAUCAUCCGUUGGACCUGAUUUGGAGACUAUUCAGACAGAGGGUCUUGGUUUCUUACCUCUUGCUGGCGAGGCAAAAGUUCGUCUUACUUCAGCAUGGUCUUCCUUACCCGCCUCGACAUCAUGCCUCCUUAGCGUCGCCUCGAGAAGAGGUCUUGUCGCUGCUGCCGGACCCGACCAAAUAACAAUCGCUACGACCGAAUCUGUUCGAAAGGCAUUCAGCUCGCCGAAAGAGGGCGAGUCAGAAGUUCGCGCUUUUGAACCCCAGCUGAAGAUGCCAAUGCCUAUGCGGGUUUCGCACCUCAGUUUUACUGCCGACGAGAAUUAUUUGCUGCUGUCAGCAGAGUCAGGAGGCGGCCUUGCGGUUUAUGAGGUGCAAAGCCUGCUCCAGGGAUCAUCUAAUUCUGCCUUUGAGCUACCCACAAACGGGGAGUCCUUACGGUAUCUGGCGCCGAAUCCUACGGCAGAAAAGUCUGAGCUCUGCGCCGUUGUGACGAACAAUGGAAACUUGUACAUGGCCAACUUGAAGGAACGCAAGUUGAGUAACCCGCUGAAGACGCAAGUAAGCUGUCUUAGCUGGAGCGCCAAGGGCAAGCAGCUCUGCGCUGGUAUGGCUGAUGGCAGCAUUUCUCAAAUGACUCCUGAUGGAGAAGGUAAAGGAGAUAUCCCCAAGCCUCCAAACUCAGGAGACUGUCAUGUUUCGUCUCUUACAUGGCUGGAAAAUAACCUGUUUCUUACUAUCCACAGCGCAACAAAUGCGUCACCUCCUAGCUCCAUCUACCAUAUUGUCACCCGACAAUCGCAAACAUCAUUUACAUUCCAGAAAUUAACGGACCCCGUCGAGCCUUUUGGAGCAGAGAAAGCUCCUCACCACGCCAUCUUGCGGUUACGGGACUUUCUAAAUCUGCAAGAUCUUCUGAUUGUCUCGUCUACUGCUUCAACAGAAGUCGGUAUUCUGACAAGAUCAAAGACGCCUUUAGCCAACGAUAAGCCAGCCGAUUCCAUCACGAACGUGUUCACCACUACUGAAUUCUUGGAGGAUACAAGACGACCAACCUUGCCCAUGACAGAGACCAUGGAUGAUUCGGUUACUGUUGGUGUUGCCUUGGAUCUUUCCAGCACAGAAAAAGUUUACAAGCCUAUUCCGUCAGACGAAGAACUAGACCAAUCUCCUGGUCCAUUGCCUGGAUUCUGGGUUCUAACUCACGAGGGUGUUCUUUGCUCUUGGUGGCUGGUGUACAAUGAAGCAGUUAAACAAGGGCACAACUAUCCUGGUCUGGCAAUGAUGGACAGUAGCAGUCAGUCGGCGUCAACAUCGACAAAAGCUGCACCGUCACUUUCCGCCUCUCCCUUUGCUGCUGCUGGGCCAUCUCCAUUUGCGGCAUCAACGCCACCAACCGCCGCACCAGCUUUUGGAAACUCCUCGCAGCUUGGGCAAAAAUCCUCACCAUGGGGAUCAUCAACUACCACAUCAGCAACGCCCACUGGUGGCGCUACGUUUGGCUCCAGUACGUUUGGGAGCUCACCAUCUGGCACAGGCUCUGCGUUUGGUAAGACCGGCGCACUGGGCUUUGGGCAAUCUUCGCAGCUGGGAAUGAGAACGUCUCCGUGGACGUCCGGUGCUAGUUCGAAACCCGCCUUUGGCCAGUCAGGCUUCUCUAGUUUUGCUAGCGGAGGUAGCAAUCAAAGCCCCUUUGGCACAGCCGCUGCUCCUGCGUCCAACUCUUCCGGUGCGGCGACAACCACGACAUCAGGAAGCGGAUUCUCUGCAUUUUCAUCUCAAGGCGGCUUUGCAUCGCUCGAUAGUAACAAAAGCAGCUCAGGUGCAUUUGGGAGUGGCAGUACAUUUGGCGCAAGCUCAUUUGGCACCCCGGCAAAGUCGAAUAACACAGCAGAUGCUUCUUUCCCGGCCAAGCAAGACAAACCGCUCGUCAACCCGUUUGCGUCAUCAACACCGUUCAAACUAGAGUCUUCCUUCAAGCCUGAUCCGUUCCAAAAAGACUCCAGCGAAAAGCCAUCUGCCGCCUCUGGCGGCUCAAUGUUUGGAAGUGCAUUCGGGUCAGCCUUGGGCGAUGCAGCCAACAAGCCUAGCGAGGCUACUUCUUCUGCCAAGGACGAGGACAUGGACACUACUGGGGCAACUGAAGAAACACCCCAGAGCAAGCCGCGAUCAAUAUUUGUCUCUCAGCAGUCACAAGAAUCUACUACCCCGACGACCACACCUGGGCCAUCGAGAUUUAGCUUUGCCACCUCAUCGACUCCGGGAACCUCCCUUUUUGGACAAGCAACCAAAACCGAAACCCCUCCAUCCAGUGGUCUUUUUGGAACUCCCAAAGACACGCCAAAAACUGGCGGCUUCUCUGUGUUUGGGUCAAACAAGCCCGCUGAUUCACCCGUUGCGGAGCCGAAAAUCAAAACGGAAGAGCAAGAUGCCCCCUUACCACCUGAUGCAACAAGCAAGGCAGUCUAUCCGCUAGGCGACUCGUCGUCAUCUUCGGCAACAUCCAACCGCAGCCAGUUGUUUGCAUCCGGCACUACGCCAUUGAAGACUGACUCUACGCUGUUAUCAUCCGAUUCCACCACGCCGAAGCAGUCAUUGACCCAAACCAACGCUGCGGCGCAAUCAGUCUUUGCCAAGACCAACAAGUCAGCUGAAUCAACUCCUGCAACGGAAGUGACCAAGGCCGCCAAACCAGCAGAAAAUCCAACCGUCGUUGAAGAUGCUCCGUUGCCCCCUGACUUUACCAAGAAGACUGCCAAUCAGGCUUCGCCAGCUGCUGACUCCAGCAAGGCCCCAAUAUCAAAUAAAGGCAAUGAUGCACCUGCGGCGUCGGGAUUCAUUCUGCCAAAGGCGCCUUCGAAGGAGCCAUCGAGUAUUCCUUCACUCCCAGAGACGGCAGAAGAAGAUGAGAGCGACUUGGGCGAAGAUGAUGCAUCAGAGGGCAGCGGGGUCGAUGUUGCAAGGGAUCUUAGUCCAAGCACGAGUGGCCUUCAUGUAACGCCCGGUUUCACCCCACAAAGUUCAUUCGGUGGUGUGGCAGGGACGACUCCAGGGACAGCAAGACCAGAAGAUAGGGCCCGUCCGUUGUUUGGGGAAAUCAAUCGCAACGCACCUCUCUUCCCCAAGCCAAGUCAGGCCAGCCCUCGUUCGCCUAGUCCUAUACGUGGUGCGGUGCCGCAGAGAGUCAUUCGAUCCGAGGCCUCAAGGUCAGUUAGUGCGCCGGGAAUGGCAUCGCAGAUUCUUGGACCAAGACAGUCCCAAGUGCAUCACGGGAAUCCCAUUAUCGGCGGCAGUGAAAAGCAAUCACAAGGCGAGGACCCCUUUAUGCUUCAGCAUAGACGUAUGAGGGAAAGACAAGAGGCGGAAGAGACGCAACCUCUAGUUGAUGAAGAAGAUGAGGAGGUGCAAAAGAUCCUGGCGUCGGAAGUUGAAGGGACUUUGCAGCUUGACGAGUUUAUCGCGCACGCAAAUGUCGCUCCACCUGCGAAGGAGAGUGUUCCCUCCCAAGUGGAAGCUGUGUAUCGUGAUAUUAACUCUAUGAUUGAUACACUUGGGCUUAACACUCGUGCUGUAAAAGCAUUCACCAAGGGCCACACAGAGUAUGCCGCAGAGGACGGUCGAAGCAAACGCGACCUUGAUAGCCCGGAUGAUUGGGUCCUUUGUGAGAUUGAUGAAUUGGGGCAAGUCCUGGACAAUGAACUGCACGCGGACCUCGAGGAUGGUCGCGUACAAGAUCUGGACGACAAAUUGGACGCUUGCCAGGACCUGUCACGAGACAUGCAACGACUACGAGCUAAACAAGAAGAUCUUAAGAGAGUCAUCAUGAGUCGAAUGGACCCGGAGCAAGCAGAAUUCACACGCACACUGCCACUCAGCGCCGAGCAGGCGGCUCAACAGAACGAGCUGCGACGGGAGUAUGCCAACUUUACCAAAUUGCUUACGGAGGCGGAAGAAGCAUUGACUCUGCUCAAGACAAGGAUUGCGGCUGCAUCAAGCUCAUCGGGCAGAGGAAGUACCAAUGUGCCCACCGUUGAAGCGGUCAUGCGUACCAUUUCCAAAAUGACGUCAAUGGCAGAAAAGCGAAGUGGUGAUAUUGACGUGUUGGAGACACAGCUGCGUAGGAUGAAGCUUGGUGCUAGAAGCAGAGAAGGCUCUCCGAUGACGCCACAGGCGAGAAGGAGCAUCAUGAUGUCGCCAGACUCUACUCCAUCUCGCAACUUCCGCCAAAGCCUGACAAUGUCGUCCAGUGUCUUAUCUGUGCAUGGUGCGACGAAGGGCACGCCACCGCGAAAGAAACUUAGUGGGUUUAGCAAGGAUGAGAAGAGUGAGCUGAUGGAAAAGAAAUCUCGCCGGCAAGCGGUACUCUCAAAGUUGAAGUCCAACGUAGAGAAACGAGGCGUUGGAGUUUGGAACAUGGAGGAUAUUGAUUAG
Molecule: messenger RNA, 4473 nt
Organism: Pochonia chlamydosporia 170
Lineage: Eukaryota; Fungi; Ascomycota; Sordariomycetes; Hypocreales; Clavicipitaceae
Exons: 3
Coding region: 1-4473 (1490 amino acids)
Biological process (GO): protein import into nucleus; RNA export from nucleus
Cellular component (GO): nuclear pore
Molecular function (GO): protein binding; structural constituent of nuclear pore
Source: RefSeq, a predicted model, not a curated record